Molecule: messenger RNA, 3262 nt
Organism: Xyrauchen texanus (razorback sucker)
Lineage: Eukaryota; Metazoa; Chordata; Actinopteri; Cypriniformes; Catostomidae
Gene: vangl2
Product: VANGL planar cell polarity protein 2
Exons: 8
Coding region: 336-1916 (526 amino acids)
Biological process (GO): establishment of planar polarity; multicellular organism development; Wnt signaling pathway, planar cell polarity pathway
Cellular component (GO): plasma membrane
Source: RefSeq, a predicted model, not a curated record
ACUCAGGUUUGAAUGGAGACGGAAAUAUGUGAGUUUCAGUGAAGAAAAAUAGACGAGGAGCAGAGCCCUCAGGCUAGAGAACAUAUCACUUAUUUAUUGAUUCGGGACGCUUUUAAAACAAGAAGAGGGCAGUUUUACUCAUCUGCAAACGAUCAGUCCUCUCCUCUCCUUCAGCCUCCAAGAUAGAUUCUCUCAGGAGUAAGGUUGAACUGCUGAAGUUGCCGUUGACUCUGUCAUCCAAAUCCAUCUCAGAGCGCAAGACUCAGCUGGGCAGAACCACAGAACGCUCCAGGGGUGGAGCUGGGGACCACAAGCCCCACCCAUCGGCCCCAGACAUGGACAACGAGUCCCAGUACUCUGGAUAUUCCUACAAGUCUUCCCAUUCACGCAGUUCUCGCAAGCACAGGGAAAGGAGAGACAGACAUCGCUCUAAAAGUAGAGACAGCAGUAGCAGAGGAGACAAGUCGGUCACCAUCCAGGCACCAGGAGAACCCCUUCUAGAUGCAGAGUCCACUCGUGGAGACGACAGGGAUGAUAACUGGGGCGAGACCACCACGGUUGUCACCGGAACUUCUGAGCACAGCGUCUCAAAUGAGGACCUCACUCGGGCCUCUAAAGAACUGGAGGACUCCUCGCCCUUGGAGUGUCGUCGUUUCGCUGGGCCGAUCCUGAGUGGCAUUUUGGGUCUCUUUGCUCUUCUGACGCCUCUCGCCUUCCUCCUGUUGCCUCAACUGAUGUGGCGCGAUUCGCUAGAGCCCUGCGGGACCCCGUGCGAGGGUCUUUAUGUCUCCCUCGCCUUCAAACUCCUCGUCCUCCUGAUCUCCUCCUGGGCUCUGUUCCUCCGCCCCUCUCGCGCCACGCUCCCACGCUUCUUUGUUUUCCGCUGCCUCCUGAUGGCACUGGUGUUCCUUUUUGUGGCGUCCUAUUGGCUAUUCUAUGGUGUGAGAGUGCUGGAGCCAAGAGAGCGAGAUUACAGGGGCAUUGUGGGAUAUGCUGUGUCGCUGGUGGAUGCGCUGUUGUUUAUUCAGUAUUUGGCACUAGUGCUCCUUGAAGUGAGGCACCUCAGGCCGGCCUUUUGCCUCAAAGUGGUGCGCACCACGGAUGGCGCUAGCCACUUCUAUAAUGUGGGCCACCUUAGUAUCCAGCGGGCAGCAGUGUGGGUCCUCGAUCACUACUAUACUGAUUUCUCUGUUUACAACCCUGCUUUACUCAACCUACCAAAGUCUAUCCUUUCUAAAAAGAUGUCUGGAUUCAAGGUGUACUCACUGGGAGAAGAGAACAGCACCAAUAACUCAACUGGUCAGUCACGUGCAAUGAUCGCUGCCGCGGCACGCAGAAGAGACAACUCUCAUAAUGAGUACUACUAUGAAGAGGCAGAGAUGGACCGCAGAAUUCGAAAGCGAAAGGCCAGACUGGUGGUAGCAGUAGAGGAGGCAUUCACACAUAUCAAAAGGCUUCAGGAUGAUGAGGUGGCAACUUCGCCCAAGCACCCUCGUGAGGUGAUGGACCCUCGGGAGGCAGCACAAGCCAUUUUUGCUCCCAUGGCACGAGCCAUGCAGAAAUACCUUCGUACAACACGACAACAGCCGUACCACAGUAUGGAGAGCAUCAUUGCUCACCUGCAGUUCUGCAUUACUCACAACAUGACACCCAAGGCUUUUCUCGAGCGAUACCUCACACCUGGCCCUACAAUGCAGUACCAGCGAGAGAAUGGUAGAGGGCGCCAGUGGACUCUGGUGAGCGAGGAGCCUGUGACUUCAGCGCUGCGUCAGGGACUGGUGUUCACCCUCCGUCGUCUUGAUUUCGCUCUGGUUGUCACGGUGACGUCUCUACCUUUCUUCAACCUAGGGGAGGAGUUUAUCGACCCCAAGAGCCACAAGUUUGUGAUGCGGCUUCAGUCGGAAACCUCUGUUUGAGAAUGACAGCAAAUGUCAUGGAAAUGCAGUGGACUCAAGCGAAGGCGAGACUGAGAACAAUCCAUAAUAAGGGCAGGAGAGAUCAAUAGAAAGACGGGGGGGAUAACCACUCUUUUACAUUUAGAUAUCACUCACGUCUUUUUAAAUGGCUGUUUGUGCUUUUUUACUUUUAGUGAACAGCCUUCAAUCUAUGAAACUCACUAACUUUUAUGCAUUUUAGCUGUGAAUAACGUUUUACAUGUAUCAAAUACUAUUUUCACAUAUCGGUCACUACUGGUUUUGAGGGGUUACUGCACAAUAUAAAACAAUUUACAAGCAAAUCUAGGCACCAUAACAUGGCUGACUUCAACAGAUGAACAAACGUGUUACUAUUGCAGUUCUCACAAACUGUCCUAGUACGUGUGACCAACACUACACAUAAAUCUCUAAAAGUGUAUACUGAUCACAAGAGAACAAUCAAGUGCUUUACUGUUUUUCUUGCUGUGUAAACUGGGUAUCCAGGUCAGAAGAGCUUGUGAGAUGUAUGUUUGUAACUCUCCUAUUGCCCUUGAGUUUUGUAUCUGUUGUGAAUGUUUUAAGACUUUGUAUGUAUCUUGUUUGUUUAUUUUAAUGAUUCAAGGGGCCUUUUUCAUCAUUUAUUUACAUUUUGUAGCCAAUUGGUUCUGUAUACCAGCAAUGUUGUUUUCCUUAGAACACAAUUUUGUUCAAAAGGUGGCAAACAUGACUUUUAUGUGUUUAGUAUAAAGCGUAAGUCUGUCACAUAUGACCAAUCAAAUUUAUCCUUUACAGAAAAAGCAAAAACAGCCGAGAAUGUUACGAAUGUGUGCCAAAUUGUUAUAAUUCUGCCUCCGAGGCCUUUAUUCAUGUUGUGACUAUGCACACAGAGAUGGUCGUAUUGGAAUCCACCUCAGAUUUUAGCUGAUUUAACUUAAGUCCUCCUAUCAUGUCUUUUCCACAAACUUCACUCUUUCUCCUGAUAACAACAUUGAGUUAUAGUAGUUUUUUGUCCCUCACUUUUUUUGUACAUAACCUUUUAUACUUGCGUGUAUGUCAGUGAAACAGGAAUCUGAAAUAUUGUUGGUUGUAUUAUGUUUUUCAAAACUUGCAGUUUUAGUUUUUCAUUUUUAGGCCUGAUGCAUGCACAUAGGUGAUGCAGUUUUGUAAAAAACAAAAAACAAAAAAAAUCAAUCUACUUUAUUAUAUUGAAUGAAAGUUAAGCUAAUCUUUUUAACUGUUUCCCUUAAAAUAUGGUUUGUUUGAAAGAUAUUUGUAGAUUUUGGUUAUAGUGUGAAACCUUUGGUAAUAUUAGAACUAAAAUGUUGCAGCUUUUUAAAAUAAAUGAUCGA